AUGUCUUCAAAAAUCGAAAUUAUUCGACGACCUUCCAAUGAACGUGGAAAUGCUGAUCAUGGUUGGUUAAAAUCUUUUCAUACAUGGUCAUUUGGAUCUUAUCAUGAUUCAAGUGUUCCUCGUUAUGGUUCACUUCGAGUUUUAAAUGAAGAUCGUGUUCAACCAACAACAGGUUUUGAUCCACAUCCUCAUCAAGAAUAUGAAAUAUUUUCAUAUAUUGUUGAUGGAGAAUUACAACAUAAAGAUUCAAUGGGUAAUAAAGAAAUUAUUCAUCGAGGUGAAAUACAAUUUACAUCAGCUGGAACUGGUAUUCAACAUUCGGAAUAUAAUGUUCAUAAAUCAUUAUGGGUUCAUUUUAUACAAAUAUGGGUUAAACCAAAUCAAUCAAAACUUAAACCAUCAUAUACAACAAAAAAAUGGUCAGAUAAUGAUAAACUUAAUAAACUUUGUUUAUUAAUUGAUGAUAUUAAAAAUUCAAAUGAAAAUACAAUUGGAAUUCAUGCAUCAUUAUCAAUGUAUGCAAGUAUUUUAGAAUCAAAUAAAUCAGUUAAACAUAUAUUUACAAGACCAAAAGGAUAUAUUCAUUUAAUUAUGCGAAGUGGAUAUGAAAUAAAAAAUGGAGGAAAACUUCAAAUUGGUGAUGUUAUUUUAGAGGAAGGUGAUGGUGCAUUUAUCAAGUCUAAUAAAGACAAUAAUGAAAUAUUAAUUGAAAAUAUUGGUUUAAUCAAUGUAGAAUUUUUAUUAUUUGACCUUGAAUAA
Molecule: messenger RNA, 759 nt
Organism: Adineta steineri
Lineage: Eukaryota; Metazoa; Rotifera; Eurotatoria; Adinetida; Adinetidae
Source: the annotation of a GenBank genome assembly